Messenger RNA from Lycium barbarum (goji berry), 2344 nucleotides. RefSeq lists its product as uncharacterized. The record is from RefSeq and is a predicted model, not a curated record. NCBI's taxonomy places the organism in Eukaryota, Viridiplantae, Streptophyta, Magnoliopsida, Solanales, Solanaceae. Bases 622 to 1182 code for a protein of 186 amino acids. The transcript is spliced from 4 exons.
UUAUAUUUGUCAUAUCUUCCUUCCAGCAUCAAGAUUUGAUUAACAAGUAUGAAUUAAUACAUAAAGAAAUCAUUUUUAUGUAUAAAGAUUUGAUUUUGAGGUAGUUUGGACUUUAGCUGUUGACUAUUUGUUGUUUAAAUUGACUCUUGGAAAUAAGUUUGAUGAGCAAGUUUAAAUAACGUGCGAAAAAUCAUUUGUAUGUGUAGAUAUUUGAUUUUGAGAUGUUUGGCUGCUGACCCCAUUUGUAGUUUGAAUUGAUUCUUGACCUUAAAUUUUGAUGAACUACUAUGAAUUAAUAUAGAAAAGAAUCAUUUUUAUGUGUAAAGAUUUGACUUUGAGGUUUUUGGUCCUUGACCCAUUUGCAGUUUGAAUUGGUUCUUGGAAUUAAUUCAUAAAUACAAGUAUGAACUGAUGUAUAGGGAAAUCAUUUUUAUGUGUAAAGAUUUGAUUUUGAGGUGUUUGGCUGUUGACAUUUGCAAUUUGAAUUGAUUCUGGCGUUAAAUUUGAUGAACACGUAUCGAUUGCUAUAUAUAAAGAAAUCGUCUUUAUGCGUAAAGAUUCGAUUUUUAGGUGUUUUAUAGUUGACCCAUCUUCAGUUUGAAUUGAUUCUUGGGUUUGAGAAUGGAGGAGGGUGUUCCGAGUCAAAGUGGGGAAGAACCCACAUCAUGGGAUGAGCUUUACAAUGUCAAUCUGAUGCCUUCAGAGAUUUUUGUCAAGUUUAGAAAAGAAAUAGAAGGUUAUCGAGUUGGUGUUAACUUGGAGUUUUACAACGCUCCAUACAAUGAGUAUCUGGCUAAGCUGGUUUUAAAGCCUUUAGCCCCUGAUCGGAAAUGGAAGUUCAUAUAUGAGCCGUUGCGUCAUGAAGUGCGCCUUCUUUCCAAGAAGAUCCCAGUGACAAAAUUUCUGAAUCUUCAGGUUGGUGUAGGCCAUAGCUUUCAGUUGCAUGCAACUGGUUGGAAAUGGAAGCUCAAUACUUGUUUCGGUGGAGAUGGUCUCUCCAGCAUCCGGAAUAAAACAUCACUUGGAUUAUGUCCCGGUGUGGAUUUCCGUUUUGGAUGGAAAGCAGAUUAUGUACUUCCAGAAGUUACUGGGGCUUUAGGCACUGGUGAACCAUUGUUCAAUAUGAAUUCUGGACGAUUACAGGCGUCACUGGAUAGAGUGGAGGCCAUCUUUUCCCAAUAAGCACAUUCAGUACUUGGUAUCGUCCCUGCUUAUACCUUCUAAACCUGUUGAAUUUGGUGGUCGCUCAAUCUCCCUUUUGUACGUUCAUAAAUCAUUCUUCUUGAUCGUUGAUUUGUCUGCACAUUUAUGAUUUGGCGAUUUGCGUUGACUCAUCUUACUUUGCACGCAAACCAUUCAUCUUCCAAGGAAAACAUGAAUCACCCAGAGAUCUCAUUUAUGGAGUUUUAGAGACCUCAAGGACUAAUCAUUGUCAGCUAAGUUGGUAGUUAUUUUCUGUUUUAAUUUUGUUUAUGUCGUGUUAUGUUACUUUUUUUUGGAUAACCUUCUGUCAGUGUUAUGUUACUUUUAUGUUCCUCUCCUCGUAAGCAACACUUUUCUGAUGUAACUUCUUGUUUGUGCUUUUUUUGGGGAUGGGGGGAAGAAUAAACACCAGUGUGUUCUGGACUGAAUGUUCUGUUAAGAGUUGGCAAGGCAAAAGCUCUCUUAAUUGUCUCCUUUCUACAGUAUUGAUCCUUUAAUUGUUUGUCUUGACUUGGUUGAUUGUCGCAUUUGUAACAUAAAUCACUUCCAUUAUUACCGAACUUCUGUGUAAGAUCGGAAGACUGUUAUGGAAAUUGUAAGAGGAUUUACUGCCACUUUUUUAGACCUUUAGGAGACCAGUUUUUCCAACUUUAUGUGGUGUACAAGUUUUUCCAACUUUAUGUGGUGUACUAGAUAAUGGCUCUAAAAACUAGUUAAAAGUAGCAGCAGUAGUAGUAGAGCACUGUUUUGAUAGAACAUUGAAUACCAUUGGGUGCAUAAUUUGAACUUAAUUGGUUGAGUCUUCAAAAUUGAUCCACACGAUACCUUAUCUCACCAAGGAGUUUUGAUUUGAGCAUGCAGGGAAAAGUAGAGAGCUCGUAAAAUGGAGAUAUGAUCACAGUGGGUUGUAGAGCCAAGAUUGUACAUCAUAACGGGUGGUCUUUGAGAGAUAUGUAUUGUAAAAUGGUUGAAAGCUUGAUUUAUCUCGAGUUCUAUACUGUAAAUUAGUAUACUCUACCUUUGCUUAAUUUUUUUGAUGUAAGCAUAGGUGGAUGCUAUCAUCAGGCUCUAUCUUGGAAACACAUUGAAUGUAAAAUAAAUGUUGAAGAAAUCUUAAUCAAAACAAUGGCAAUUCCUUAAA